GAGGAAGGUAGGCUCUCUGCUAAAGAACCAGUGGCUGCAAAAAGCUAUUAAAUAUGCAGUUUUGGGCCCAUGUUUGUAAGAUGAAUAAUUUUGAAAGGAUCAGUGAAACAGAAUAAUUUCAUACCUGAUUUUUUUUGGGGGGGAAAGGUGAAUUAUAGACUAUUUGGUUCUCAGUGCUGAACUGUGUUUGAGAUCUUGGGAUGGGGUUGUUGGAUUAGUAGUAGGAACAGCAGAGUCAACAUCGCCACAGCUUAUGGUUCCCAUUCUUCUCCUGGUUGGAUGGAUUGUAGGCUGCAUCAUCGUGGUUUAUAUCGUCUUCUCUUAGAAAAGCAAGAAGACUUCAGGCUGAUACCACUUAGAAGAACUAAGAAAAACAUGAACAUGAUUGAUCAUUAAAGGUGUCUCAUAUUAAACAGCUGCAGUGUUUCGUAUCCUCUGGAAGCUAGAAUUUGUUUGCCUAAGAAUAUCUUAGAAACUUGAUCCAAUUACAGAUAUAAAAUAUAAGAAAAUU
Messenger RNA from Microtus ochrogaster (prairie vole), 511 nucleotides. It is a transcript of the gene Strit1, whose product is annotated as sarcoplasmic/endoplasmic reticulum calcium ATPase regulator DWORF. The transcript is spliced from 3 exons. Bases 254 to 325 code for a protein of 23 amino acids. Gene Ontology annotation, biological process: regulation of ATPase-coupled calcium transmembrane transporter activity; regulation of slow-twitch skeletal muscle fiber contraction. NCBI's taxonomy places the organism in Eukaryota, Metazoa, Chordata, Mammalia, Rodentia, Cricetidae. The record is from RefSeq and is a predicted model, not a curated record.